Rotaria sordida is the source of this 2478-nucleotide messenger RNA. NCBI's taxonomy places the organism in Eukaryota, Metazoa, Rotifera, Eurotatoria, Philodinida, Philodinidae. The record is from the annotation of a GenBank genome assembly.
AUGAAUAAAGAAUACAAUACUGUUCGGACGACAUCCAGUUCCGAAGCAUCAGACGAUCAACCUUUUCUUCCCAUUAAUCCAUUUGCUGAACCUAUAACAACAAUGUCAUCUGCCAAUACAAAUCAUCAUGGUAGAGAUGAUGAUAUGAUUGAUAUUGAUUUUCAAAAUACAACUAAUGAUAGAUCAACUAAUAGUGUAAUGAAUGUUGACUUAGUUAAUACACAUUAUGAUGAUUUUCAAACAAUUGAUUGGCUUAAAGAUUUAAUGCGCGAUCGUUUUCGUCAUCGUUUAUUACGUACAAAAUCUCAUCAAUCAUUUUUUAAUAAACUUUUAAUGUAUCAUGAUGCAUGGUCUGGUUGGCUAUGUGUAUUACUUGUUGGUUUAAGUGCUGGCGUGAUUGCUGCUGUUAUUGAUAUUGGUACAAAUUGGAUAUCACAUUUAAAACAUGGGAUAUGUCUAAAUGCAUUUUGGCUUAACAGAGAACAAUGUUGUUGGGCAUCAAGACAACUUCAAUAUGAUAAUGUAAAUUCUGAAGAAUGUCCUGAAUGGUUUACUUGGCCACAAGUAUUUGGUACAUAUAAAAAAGGGGCUGGAGAAUUUUUAUUAUCUUAUAUAAUGUAUAUAUUUUGGUCGACAAUAUUUGCCACAUUUGCUGUUCUUCUAGUCAAAGUAUUUGCACCAUAUGCAUGUGGUAGUGGCAUUCCAGAAAUUAAAACAAUCUUAGGAGGUUUUAUUAUUCGAGGAUAUUUGGGUAAAUGGACUUUAUUGAUAAAAAGUAUUGGCAUGAUGUGUGCUACAAGUGCUGGUCUUAUAUUGGGUAAAGAAGGACCAUUUGUUCAUAUUGCUUGUUGUUGUGGAAAUAUAUUUUCAUAUCUUUUUCCAAAAUAUGGUCGAAAUGAAGCAAAAAAACGGGAAAUCUUAUCUGCAGCAGCUGCUGCGGGUGUUUCAGUUGCAUUUGGUGCACCAAUUGGUGGUGUUUUAUUCAGUUUAGAAGAAGUAUCAUAUUAUUUUCCAUAUAAAACAUUAUGGCGAUCAUUUUUUUGUGCUAUGGUUGGUGCACUUGUUGUUCGUUCAAUAAAUCCAUAUGGUAAUGGACAUGAUAUUCAAUUUAGUAUUGAUUAUUCUGUACCAUGGGCAUCAUUUGAAUUAUUACCAUUUAUUUUAUUAGGCAUUCUUGGAGGCUUAUGGGGUGCAUUUUUUAUAAAAACAAAUAUUUGGUGGUGUCGUUUUCGAAAAAAUUCACGACUUGGACAAUAUACAAUAUUUGAAGUUGUUUGUCUUGCUUUAAUUACUGCUAUUAUUAUAUAUCCAAAUCCGUAUACACGGAUGUCAAUGUCAGAAUUAAUCAAACGUUUAGUUAGUCAAUGUCGUGUAGAAGAUAUGAUUGAUCUAUGUGAUUAUCCAAAUGCUCAAUUUUAUAAUGGUAAAUCAAAAGGAUCAAUAGGAUUAGCUGGUCCUGGUGUACAUCACGCUAUAUGGAAAUUAUUUUUUGCUCUUAUUGUUCAAGUUGUACUUGUAACAUUUACUAUAGGUGUUAAAGUUCCAUCAGGUUUAAUCAUUCCAUCAAUGUCAAUUGGAGCUAUAACAGGACGUAUUAUUGGUAUUAUAACAGAACAAUUAGCUAUACAAAAUCCAACAUUUAUUCUUUUUCGUCAUGAUUGUAGUAAAGAGGAAAAUUGUGUUACACCAGCUUUAUAUGCUAUUGUUGGUGCAUGUGCCUUUUUGGGUGGUGUUAGUAAAAUGACUGUUUCACUUGUUGUUAUUAUGUUUGAAUUAACAGGUGGUUUAAAUUAUAUUGUACCAUUAAUGGCAGCAGCAAUGACAGCUAAAUGGAUUGGUGAUGGUUUUGUACGUGGUGGAAUUUAUGAUGCACAUAUUGAAUUAAAUGGUUAUCCAUUUUUGGAUAAUAAAGAAGAAUUUAAUUUUACAACAAUAGCAGCCGAUGUUAUGCGUCCAAGACCAGAACAAUCAUCAUCAUUAGCUUAUUUAACACAAAAUGGUAUGACAUUUUUAGAAGUAGAAAAUUUAUUAAAAGAAACAACACAUACAUUAUAUCCUGUUGUUGUUACACGUGAACAACCAUAUCUUGUUGGACAAAUACAAAGACGUGAUUUACAAAUUGCUCUUAAAUCACAAAAAAUGCAACGUUUUCGUCUUUCGCAAAGUCUUAUUCAAUUUACAUCAUCAUCCGAAACAACAAUAAAUUCAGAUUAUGAAGUUGAUAAUCAGAAUGAACAACGAUUAACAACAAAUCCAGAAGUUAUUCGAAUUGGCAAUUUACUUGAUCAGGCACCAAUUAUUGUUACUGAUCAAACUCCAAUGGAAACAGUUGUUGAUCUAUUUCGUAAAUUAGGUCUUCGACAAGCAUUUGUAACACGUAACGGACGAUUACGAGGAAUAAUAACUAAAAAAGAUAUUCUGCGACAUGUUCAACAAUUAACUUCGUCUAAUACUGAAACAACGUAUUAUGACAAUUAA